This is a messenger RNA of Eruca vesicaria subsp. sativa (arugula), 1681 nucleotides long. Lineage: Eukaryota; Viridiplantae; Streptophyta; Magnoliopsida; Brassicales; Brassicaceae. The record is from the annotation of a GenBank genome assembly.
AUUAAUUGCCAUUUUCUUGCUCAUUUUAUACACGAGCAUAUCAAUGAUGAGGAGGCCAAGGCCUGGUGGUGGCCUUCACCCACCACCGUUGGCUCCUACGGUGAGCAACUUCAAGCCAAGGGCUCAGUGGAGCACCUUAGAAUCUUCUAUGUUCCUCAAUGUCCAUCUUCCUGGGUUUUAUAUGGACCAGAUCAAUAUCACGAAAGAUGAGAAGGCACGGACUAUCAAGAUUGAAGGCCAGAGACCACUCUCUACACAGACAAAGGCUCGUUUUAAUGAAGUUUACCGUGUCCCUGACUCAUGUGACAUGACGAAACUGAAGACCUCUUUCUCACAUGGGCUCUUGACGAUUGAGUUUCCGGUGGUUGUGGAAAAUGAGAAAGCGGGAAAGGUGGUGGCAAAUGAUAAGGGGAAGACUGUACAGAGGCCUAAUCAUGAGGAAACUAGAGGGACGGGUGUCGUUGGUGGGCGUACCUUGAGACGAAGUAACCUUUCGGGCAAGGAGAAACAAGUGGGGACAACAAGUCAAGAGAAAGCUGCUUCUCCAAAGGAGAAGAAAGAAGAACCAAAAACGUAUAAAUCAGUAGUUGAGGGUAAGAGAGAGGUUCCAACGGCUAGGCGUGUGAAGACUGAGCAGAAAGUGAAAGACGGAGUGGGUAGUAAGGAACAUGCGAAACAAGAGAAGGUGGUUGAGAAAAAGGAGAGUUCUCAAAUGGGUCAACAAAAGACUGUACAGAAACUAAAGGAGGAAGAGGGUAAAGGUGGAUCCACCGUUGGUGGUAGCUUGAAAGCCAAGGUACCUGCACAAGAAGGGAAAGUGACUGAGAGGAAGAAAGAUGGUGACGUCGGUCAGAAAAAGAAUGAACAGAAGGUUAAAGAGGACGGAGAUACUAAAACGCCAGCCAUUGGUGGUAGCUUGGAACACAAGGUACAUGCUAAAGCAGAAAAAGUAGUUGAGAGAAAGGGAGAUGGUGAAACAGUUCAGAAGCUGAAAGAGGAAGGAAAGACUGGCUUGGGAGAAAAGAAAGAAGAGAAACACACAAAACCAGCUGAUGGUGAUGAGGCAAGAAGAACUGAAAAGGAGAUUUCUGCGUUGAACCAGGCAAAGCCUGAGCUGAAAACGAAAGAGAGAGUUGAAAGAACAACACGGGAUGUUAAUGGAGACGUAACAACCAAGAAUGAUGAGAAGAUGGUUGGAGACAAGGUAAGUAAAGGAGAGAUUCAAGAGGAAGUGGGAGAAAAGAAAGUAGAAGAAGCCGGUUUAGUCAAAGAAACAAGAGAUACGAAAGAUAAUCCUCAAGUUGUGGAAACCAUAAAGGUAGAUUCAGGUGGUCCUGUGAAGAAAGAAUCAACCAUAGGAGGUGAAGAUAGAGAGAAGAUGGUUGAAAAGAGCUCUGGAUCAGAAACAGUACCAUUACUAGUCCAAGGACAGAAGGAGAGCACCAACAAGGAACCUCCUGCAGCAGAAGGAAGCGGUCUGGAGAAAGAAGAGAGUCACAAAUAUGGCAUAUCUUUGGUCAAUGUUGGAGUAGCUUCUCUUGUAAUUAUGGUGUUUGGUGCUUACGUUUUCGUACCACUUGUAAAAAUGUUCUAUUGAUACGGUUCAAAACAAAACUAAUGUAGAUGGCACUUAUUUAUGGUUUGUAUUACAGAAUAAUUACUGGUUCUAACUUUUCAAGCA